AUGUGUGGUGUCAACCUGACUGUGGCAGCCGUGCGACUCGAAGGCGCAGAUGUGGCUGUCAGGUAUUGCCCGCGCUCGCAGCUGGCUCAGGGUAGAUGGAGGUUGACCGGGCUGCGACAACACACCGACUUUUACAAAAACAGCCGACGGACACUUGACGAACACAGCGGAUAUUCGCUGUUACGAUCGUCAUAUAUUUCCCACCAGGAAGAUUUAAACUUAGAACGAUGUUCACUCUCUAGAGUGUAG
Macrosiphum euphorbiae (potato aphid) is the source of this 249-nucleotide messenger RNA. The record is from the annotation of a GenBank genome assembly. NCBI's taxonomy places the organism in Eukaryota, Metazoa, Arthropoda, Insecta, Hemiptera, Aphididae.